AUGAAUGCCUAUGACUCGGCAAGCAUCUACAAGGCGCGUUCUAAACAAUAUCAUGACGCCAAGAUUGAGAAGAGAUAUUUCAAGGAGGGGGAGAAGGUCCUCCUUUAUAACUCUCGUUUGAAGUUGUUCCCGGGAAAACUAAAGUCUCGGUGGAGCGGUCCGUUCGAUGUUGUUCGGGUUUUCCCCCAUGGUGCUAUCGAGAUUCGGAAUGAUGAUUCCGGGUCCUUCAAAGUGAAUGGGCAUCGGCUCAACCACUAUUUCUUGGGAGACUCUAUUGGAUCUUUUGCUUCCUUGGAUCUCAAGGACCCCCCAUGA
Messenger RNA from Spinacia oleracea (spinach), 315 nucleotides. RefSeq lists its product as uncharacterized. The transcript has a single exon. NCBI's taxonomy places the organism in Eukaryota, Viridiplantae, Streptophyta, Magnoliopsida, Caryophyllales, Amaranthaceae. The record is from RefSeq and is a predicted model, not a curated record. The coding region runs from base 1 to 315 and encodes 104 amino acids.